CAAUUCGCUCUCGAAAACAACAAGAAAUUGAAAUUAAAAACGAACAUUAAGACAUAUUUUCUAAAGUCCAAAAUAAUCUUACAGAAUAUUCAUCAUGUACCAAGAACGCAUGUAGUUUUUGGAGAAUAUGGGCAUCAACUUCUUAAUUAUUUGAACAGUUGUUAUUUUACUCCCUUACCAUACAAAGAUCAUAUUGAAGCUCGAGAACAAUCACAAACUACUGCAUCGAUUCGAAAUAAAAUUAAACAAUUCAAACUUAUUAUUCGUGUCACUGAUAAAAGUAAUAAUUUUUAUAUUGGUUCGACUAUUGGAUUUGAAAAAAAAGUUCAACAAUACUUUACGGAUACAAAUGCUUUUAGAGUAAUCAACGAAAAUCCAUUACCUGAAAUUUUAAACAAAGUCAUUCAAUUACUAAUUAAUCUUCGAUCAAAAAAACUUAUCUUGCAAUGGCAAUAUAAUGAAAUGAUACCUGAUCGAAAAACAACUGAAUUAGCUCAUUUAUACUUCAAUCCAAAAACACACAAGGAUGGAAUUCCACUUCGGCCUAUUGAAAAUACAAUUCGUGCACCAACAAUCAAUAUUUUCAAAUUUUUAGAUAAAAUUCUACGCCCAAUAUUCGAUGAUAAAUGUACGAAAACAACGAUUAUUGAUGGUGCACAUCUGAUUACUGCUAUAAAAACCUGUAUUGUAUUAAAAGAAAAUGUUUUUGUUUAUGAUAAUAAAAUCUACCAACAAACAACAGGUGGUGCCAUGGGUUCAUCAUUUACUUUGACUUUAGCGAAUAUAUUUAUGUGGAAAUGGCAAAGAGAAUUAGUUCGUCAACAAGAUAUUACUUGUGAAUUCUAUGGAAGAUAUAUCGAUGAUAUUUUUAUGACAUGGAAUAGAUCUGAACAUGAAUUGAGAAAACUAUUAGAUCAAGCAUAUACAUGGCAUCCAAAUAUUAAAUUAGAUUAUAAAAUUAGUCAAAGUCUUUCAUUUCUUGAUUUUCUAUUAACAAAUAACAAUGGUAUUCUUUCAACAUCAGAUUAUCAUAAACCAAAUGCUAAACCAUAUGUUGUACCAUUUAAUUCGGAUCAUCCUCGACAUGUAUUCGUUAAUAUUAUACAAACACUUCUUACAAGAGCUGUACGAUAUUCAUCAACAUUUGAAACAUUUAAUUAUGAACGACGUUCUAUCAAGUUAAUGUUAUUAUAUAAUGGAUAUUCCUCGUCUUUUAUUGAUCAACAAUUUUAUAAAUUUUUCAAUGAAUCUAUUUAUGCUACAUCAAUUUUAUCAUUUAUUGAAAAUGAAAAACAAUAUAUUCUAUUAUGUCACAAAAUACUCGAUCAACCAACACCUGAGCAAUCACACGCAACAUCAAGAGCAGCUACAGCUGAUGUUGAUAACGAUCAAACUGAUGUUACUGCAGAAACUACAUCGCGAGAGUGGGUCGCAAAGAUUCAGAAAAAGCCAAUGAAUUAUGCAGAUCGAUUAUUCCUCCACUAUAAACAUGAAAAACGAUUUCGACCGUUUAAAAGAAAUAUGCAUCGGGUCUAUCAAAACGUCUUCAAAAACACACCAGCUAUGGAUCUUCGAUUAAUUGUAGGUAAUCGUAAUCGUCGUAAUGCGAAAAAUGAACUUAUACGAAAACGUCCAAAGCGAUCACUAUUACAAUGCAAACAAAUACAAAAUAAAUACAAGAAAAUGUUAGGCAAAUUAUUAUCUUAA
Molecule: messenger RNA, 1707 nt
Organism: Adineta steineri
Lineage: Eukaryota; Metazoa; Rotifera; Eurotatoria; Adinetida; Adinetidae
Source: the annotation of a GenBank genome assembly